UUUUUAUAUGCUGAGAGAAAAGAGCCUGACGCUUGAGCGGGUGGAGACUGCUGCACAUUUAAAUCCCCCGGGUCGGGUUUUCAGCGUUUAGUAACUACAUAUUUUCCUUUUUUAUUUUCUUUCUAUUGUUGGAUUCUUUAGAACUGGUUUAAUGUCGUAAAUGACAGGUCUGUAAGGGCGUCGUUGUUGGGAAGUUUUUUCGAGGGGGGGUUUUGACCAGCAUAGGGCCAUGGCAGUCGAGGCUCGGCCGGAGCUGGUCGGGAAGCGGUUCCUCUGUGUCAGCGGGGACGAGCCGCCUGAAAUCGGCGACUUCGGUCGUUGGCCGUGGAGGUCCGGGGUCAUACGAGCCGUUAACCAUCGUGACAGCGACACUCCCGACCUGACGGUAUACGUGGAGUUUGACGACCAGGAGUGGGAGAACAGAGAGUGGGUGAAGGUCUAUGAGGAUUUCCAGCUGUUUCUGCUGGAGCACCAGCUGGUCUGGGCCAAGAGGAAGGAGGGAGCCGGAGGAGCGGGAGGAGCGGGAGCAGGUGGAGGAGCAGGAGGCGUGCUGCAAGGAACCAAGGCCAAACACAUACAGUGGCCUGCCCUGGCGUUUAAGCCAGUGGUGGGGAAGAGCCUGUUGUCGUCAGUAACAGCGGUGGAAUUCUUAUUAGACCGACAGCUGGACUUCCUGUCUGACCAUUCAGCCUUCCAACCAUACCAGGAUGAGGUGGACAGCCAGAACCCAGUGUUAAGAGAUAACCAUCAGCUCCAUGAAGAAGUGAGGGGCUGGCUCAAAGACCAGAAGGUGCAGGAAAUUUUUAUGCAAGGUCCCUAUUCAUUGAAUGGCUACCGCGUGCGUGUGUACAGACAAGACUCGGCCACCCAGUGGUUCACUGGCAUCAUUACACACCACGACCUCUUCAGUCGAAACAUGGUCGUUAUGAAUGACCAGGUGCUAGAGCCUCAGAACGUGGAUCCAUCUAUGAUCCAGAUGACCUUUCUGGAUGAUGUGGUUCACUCCCUGCUGAAAGGAGAAAACAUCGGCAUCACUUCCAGAAGAAGGUCACGAUCCAGCCAGAACAACAACACUGCCCACAUGGCGGGAGGGAGACCCGGCGGGACCACUGGCAACACUCAGAGUCAUUACACACGAGCCCAAGCCAACAGCCCCCGCCCCAUUAUGACCUCAUCAGGCCCCAACCCAAAAGGUUCCCAGGGGACGCUGGCCUCUCAACAGCAGAGCCAAUCACAGCAAAGCCAGCAACCAGCCAGCCAAUCGCACCACUCGCCCAGCGGCAGUGGGAGGGAGCAGAGGGAGCAGCGCAAUUCCCGCUCCUCCAGGAGGAAAGGAUCCGACAGCAGUGUUCCAGAGGAGGAUAAGGACAGGAGAGAAGAGACCACAGGGAGAGACUCCAAGUCCAAGGCUAAGCAGGCGCUGAACAAACGCAGGAAGGGCGAGGAAGAGGAGAAGAAGGCAGGUCUAAAGAGGCUGAAAACUGACAUGACCUCUGAUCUGUCAGAGAGCAGCGACUCAGAAAACCCACACAACAAGAGGACCUCAUGCUCCUCUUCCUCCUCGUCCUCAUCAUCCUCCUCCUCCUCCUCCUCUUCCUCCUCCUCAGAGCCCAACUCCGAGAAUGAGCUAAAGACUCGCAGCACUGAUGUGAAACAAAGUGGUGUUUCCAAAAAGGAGGAGGAGGAGAAGCCGCUGAUGCAGGCCACCAAAAUGAAUAAUUCUUCGUCUCUUAUUGGUCGCCUGUCCCCGUGGGUGGAGCUUCAGGCAGCGGAGGACAGCAAGAAGGGCGUGCUUAAGGAGACCGGCAAAAUGACAACGAAGGAGGAGGAGGAGUUGGUCGCGGUAACACAGAUCACCCAGUCCCCGCGGCAACAGACGCCUCUGAUGUCCGACACCGUCCAGGGCGGCAGUAUGGAGAGCAGCAAGAACACUGUGAAAGCAUCACCUCGAUCCCAGACGCCAUUGUUGUCCCACCUGGGAGGCGGCAGUGUGAUCGACAUCACAGAUGAGGCCCAGGCCACGGUGCACCAGGAGAGUUCAGAGGCAGUGUCAGCCCUGCUCGCCUCCCAGAAGGCCGAGUCCACGGCCCUCUCACCUUACCUCCCCCUCAACCCCUCCCCCGUCUCCUCGCCUCCCGUCCCUCCGUCUCCCUCACCAUCAGAAGGAGGCCGCAGGAUGGAUAUUGAGCCUCCCAUGCAGCAGCAGCAGGGCAUUAUGGGAAGUGGCAUGACAGCAGCCAGGAGCUUAGGCAACAAGAUAGAGUUUGCUCCCUCUGAGGUCAUCAGGCCUGUCACAUCGAUGGUUCAAAAUGUGGUGUUGGUGGAGAAGGAGAAAACUGUCCUUCCUCUUCAUCUUCAUCAACAGCAGCAGCCACAGCAUCAUCAUCAUCAGCAGCAGCACACACAACAACAGCAGCACUACACAUCUAUCCACCCCGGCAUUAAGAGCCCGUCUCUGUCCGAGGAGACGAGAAAACACCCACAGCAUCAACCGACCCCCCACAAGAUGAACACAGUCCUCCCACCUGACUUAACCAAAUCUAGAAUUAGCCCCAACCUAGCUCAGCUUGACUCCUUCAAACAGAAACCCCAGCACCCCAACAACUCUCAGAGCCAUCUCUACCCCAACACAAACCCAGUUGACCUUCUCAAGGCUAAGCCCCACCCGGGCCUGCUGGACAUCUCUAAACCUAAACCCAACACCUCUCCCGAGGUCUCUAAACAUAAAAUACAGAGGUACCCUGAUACCUCCCCACCUGUGAUAGGCCGUUUGUCGGCUAAAGUAGAAGCAGCUGAAGCUCCGCGGUCUGGUUUCAAGCCGGUGGCGGCGCGGUCGGAGUCAGGGGGAGUCGGUGCGAGCGUCAGCAGCAGCACCAAGAGUCCUCUGAUCAUCGAUAAGAACGAGACCUUCACCGUUUACAGGGACCCGGCGCUGGUCCGCUCCGACGCAGAGAACUCUGUCUCGGCCACAGUCUCCUCCAACCACGUGGCAGCCUAUCUCCACCCCCACCUGCACACCCUUCAUUCCCCCUCCCCUCACUCCCCCUGUCUCACUUCCGCAUCCCACUCCCACGCCGCCUCCCACCUCCUCGCCCCCCCUCACACCUCUGCCCUGCCACAUCCGCAUCUUUUACCCCCCGGAGUGCUCCCGGCCAUGCCUCCUCCCGCAGCAUCUCUCCUCGGGGGCCACCCUCGGCUUGACUCCCCCAGCGGGUUGGGCCACCUUGCCCUGCCUCACGCAGCAGCCGCACACCAGCAGCAAUUCCUACAGGGUCAGGGCCCUCCUCCACCCCCUCUACUAGCCCAGGCUCACAGCGGGGCAGCAGGGCUGGGCCUUUACCCCAUCCUCUGGCAGUACCCCAACGGAACACCAACCUCCUAUCCCCCAGGGCUCAACCUGCCCCCCACAGCUAAGUGGGUCCACCCGGAAAAUCCUGUCACCGUGAAUUCCGAGGCCUCUCUCAGGAGGAACACAGCCAGUCCGUGGCUGCACCAGGGUGCCGGUAGUGCUGGCGACGGUCUGGGUUUGCUGAGCCACGUUCCCGUUCGGCCAGCCAGCGCCGACGCCCACCGCCCCCCGGUCAAGAUCAACACCCACGCAAGCCCUCCGCUGUCAAAGUCCAGCAUGAAUGCCCAUAAAGAAGAUGUGGAUAAGAAAGGCUUCGUGGACCCAAUCAGGACGUUGACAUUGGCCCAGUUGAAACAGGAGCAGACAGACAGGAGUCGAACCCCCACAGGGAAAGACGUCCACCUACACCGCCUCUACCUGGACCCCCACUGCAAGGCUCGCCAGGUAAAUACACAGGAUGCGAUUCAGGCAGCAGACCGAGCCAGUAAAUACAAAGAGGAGAAUCGGCAAAUCCUGAAAGAGAGCAUCGAGGUCGCUCCCUUCACCGCUAAGAUCCAGCGCUCCAGUGACCCUGGGAUGGAUAGGGACCGAGAGAGGAGCAGAGAUCCAGCCUUCCCUGUGCGGUUACCAGCUCUUGCCUCCCCAGGCCCCAAGGCCGGUCACAUCCAUCCCCACGUCAUCCAAUCAGAGAAGAGCAAUUACUUCACCACGCUGUCCAACAGUGUAGUGAAUGAGCCUCCAAGACUUUACCCCUCCAAGGAGCUCAGCUCUUACUAUGAGAAAGUGUCUGGCGGAGCUCCAGGGGUUGUGGCCAGUGUCGGGGCCACUGUGCCAAGCCAGGGAGCUCUGUCCCUGGGCAGCUAUAGCUCCAAAACCUCUCUCUCCAAGCCCCCUCCCCUCAUUAAGCACCAGCCAGAGGGAGGAGAGGGUUUAGCAGGGAAAAUCACUGAGCAGCUCAGCCAGCAGGUGACACUAGUCCAACAGCAGCAUUCGCACCACACAGGUAUAGACAGGAUAGAACGCCGCAGCCCUGCCAUUUCUCCUUCCUCCUCUAUGUCUCUGUCUUCCUCCUCAGCACCCAACCACCACCACCAUCACCACCACCAACAACAACAGCAGCAGCAGCAGCAGCAACAGCUCAGGGCAAUGCCAUCUCUCCACCGAGCACCUGUGUUCCAUCCGCCCACACAGCACGCACUAGAACGCAGAGAGGCUGUGGAACGAGAGAGGGAGCGGGAGAAGGAAAGAGAGAGAGAGAGGGAGAGAGCAGCUUAUGGUGGACGUCUGUCUCCGCCAACACUCACACCCAUCCAGCCAGUUAGCUUACCGGCAGCUGGUAGUAAAACUUCAGCGGAGCAGCAGAAGCCCCCCACGCUGCUACCGGAACUCAGGGACGUCAAAGGUCAUGGAAACGCUGCCGUCGUCACCUCUGUGGCGUCGGCCAUCAGUGGGGAGAUCAUGACUUCAUCUACAGACGCGUGGAGAGGUGGAGAGAUGAUUCAGGAAAGACGAGGCUCAUUCUCUGGAGAGAAAGGAGUGUCAAGGGGCAAGCCCCAAUCCGCAAUGGCAUCAGUCAUUGUGCGUCCAUCGACAUCUGUUAAGUACGACAGUCCUCCUGGUGCUAACAAAUCUGGUGCUAUGCUCCUUAAAGAGCUCCCCCAGGGGAGGUUCUACCCAUCCAAGCUUCAGGGGGAAUGCCUCAGACUAGGGGAGAGUGUUAGAGAAGCUGUAGCUGGCAGGGUUAUCCAACCCAACUCAAACCUGGACGACAUGUGUGUCCAGUAUAAAAAUACUUACAUGCGUGGCAUGCAGGGAACUAUGGGGGCCAGUAUCACAAACUCUGUGUGCAGGACUGCUAUUUCAGCCGCAUCAGCUUUUGGCGUACAGAGUAUCAGUGGGACAGCCAUCUCUGAGCUGGGCUACUCUGUCUCAGCUCGAGGAGAGAUCUCACCCCAUAGCGCUGGCUUUUGUGCCCGGGUGCUGAGCCACUCAGGACCAGGAGAGUACCAGGAGGGGUUAGGCUCACGCAACACAUCACCAGGGGGGUCUCUGCCUCCCUCUAGUCCAGCAGGGACACCCCAGCCCAGUCCAAGCCUCACCCCAACACCUUCCUCCAUUUCUGGCUCCAGUCAGCCUUACUCCUCCUCCUUUGUCCACCUUAAGAAGCACAAAGCGGCCUUGGCUGCCGCCCAAUCCAGAAGCAACUUCUCCACUGCUCCAACAUCCAUCGCAACUGGAAACUGUUUCCUACCUGUGGAUUCAGUUGACAAAACUCCUAUUCACAACUCGCCCCCUCCACCCCCCAGCCAAGCCUCAUCGUCUUCGGUCGACAGCAGUAGCGGCAGCUCGGCAAGUGGGAGCACAACAACGGGCAAGUCCAGUCCCCUGCCCAACGGCCAGAGCUCUGGACCAGCCUCAACAAGCAGUGGGCAGCCCAGUAACUACCACAAGCUGAAGAAAGCCUGGUUAACCCGGCACUCAGAGGAGGACAGGAACACAACUGCCACUAUAUGCUCCACCAGUACUAAACCAGAGAAACUGCCCAGCACCACCACCACCACCACCACCAGCACAAGUAACACCUCCGCCAUGGCAGAAAUGAUCAAACCCUGUACAGUCAAUCUCAGUGCCUCCACCUCCAGUGAGGUGGAGAUGAGCAAAGAAAGUGCAAGCAAAGUGGAGCGAGAGAGGCAGCUGGAGGAGAAGGGGGGAGGAGGAGGAGCGGAGGAGAGGAAAGCAGCUCCCUCAUCAAGGCGAGGGAACAAGCGGUCAUACGAGUCGGGUUCCGAGAGCGGGGGAGAUGACUCCGACGCCAGUGAGAGCAAAAUGGAAGGUAGAGCCAAGCGUCAGCCUAAACCCACCUACAAGAAGAAGCAGAAUGAUAUGGCCAAGAAGAAAGGAGACAACGAAAAGGAGGAAGAUGACGUGAAGCCCAAUGGCAUCUUCAGAUCGGCCCGAGAGAAGACUAAACUCAAACUAGCCAGCAGCAAUGGGAUCCCCCGCUCUGUCCUGAAGGACUGGAGGAAGGUGAAGAAGCUGAAGCAGACCGCGGAGUCUUUCCUGCAGGAUGACUCGUGUGCUGAAAUUGGACCCAACCUGCAGAAGUGUCGGGAGUGCAGGGUGGUCCGCAGCAAGAAGGGAGAGGAGCCGACACAUUCUCCUGUUUUCUGUCGCUUCUACUAUUUCAGACGGCUUUCCUUCAGUAAAAAUGGAGUCAUCCGGAUGGAUGGCUUCUCCACUCCGGACCAGUUUGAUGAUGAAGCACUGGCCCUGUGGGUCCCUGGGCUGAUGGAGGAGAGCCACCUGGACCAAACCACAGCCAAGUACAUCCUCAGCUUCAUAGGAGACAAGUUCUGUCAGAUGGUUGUGACUGAGAAUACUGCAGCCACCUGGGUCAAGAAGGAUGCCAAGCUGGCGUGGAAGCGAGCGGUGAGGGGGGUGAGGGAGAUGUGUGACGCCUGCGAGGCAACACUCUUCAACAUCCACUGGGUCUGUCAGAAAUGUGGCUUCGUUGUCUGCUUGGACUGCUACAAGGCCAAGGAGAGAAGGAGCUCCAAAGAUAAAGAACUAUACGGCUGGCUUAAGUGUGUGAAAGGCCAACCCCACGAUCACAAACACCUGAUGCCCACACAGAUCAUACCUGGCACAGUGCUGACAGAGUUGGUGACUUCCAUGCACUCUCUGAGAGAGAAACACAACAUCAAAUCCCACUGCCCCUGCACCAACAAGCAGAACCUCCUCACCAAACUACCAGCCACCAACGGAGUCUCACAGGUUCUGCAGAACGUCCUGAACCACAGUAACAAACUGUCCCUGGUGAAAGCUGAGCCGGGCUCUCAGCAGAACUCUGACCAGGGAGGAACCAAGGCGGAGACUAACGGAGGGCGCGGUGGAGGAAGCAGUCCAGGCAGCGACGCAGGAAGUGCUCCUGUCACCCCGCCCGAGUCCCAGUCCCCUCUGCACUUCCUGGCUGACCUGGCAGAGCAGAAAUCCAGGGAGGAGAAGAAAGAAAACAAGUCUGUGCUGCUUGGUAAAUCGGUCAAGGAAGACAAGGACGGGGACAGCCUGGAGGUCCUGCAGCAGUGUAAAACCACCUCACUGGUGGCGAAUAGUACAGAGCAGGGCUCCACACUCAGAGAUCUGCUCACCACCACAGCAGGGAAGCUGAAGCUGGGCUCCACCGAUGCAGGAAUUGCCUUUGCACCAGUCUACUCUACUGCGUCACAGACUGGGAAAGGUGGGAGGACCAUGCCCAAUAUCCUUGAUGACAUCAUUGCUUCAGUAGUUGAGAAUAAAAUCCCUGCCAGCCGCCAGAGCAUCACCACCAAACUGUCAAUUAAGCAGGAGCCUGUCGCCCCAAGCAACAACAACAACAACAACAUCCCUGUCCCUGCUAUUACUGAGGAUGCAAAACCAGACAGGAAGAAGUCAGCGCAUGUUACUGCAGCAGUGCCAGAAGAAUCAACCAAUCAGUAUCCAGAUAUUCCCCACUGCUGGUUAAACAACAGACGGUUACUGUGGCUCAAAGAUCACAGCAACCAGAACAACUGGAAGCUGUUCAGAGAGUGCUGGAAACAAGGACAGCCUGUGUUGGUGUCAGGGAUCCAUAAGCGACUGAAUGGCGGCCUGUGGAAAGCUGACUCCUUCAACCAGGAGUUUGCAGACCAUCAGGGAGACCUCCUGAAUUGUAAAGACCAGGUUGUGUCCAACUCUGGGAUCAAGGAGUUCUGGGACGGAUUUGAGGACAUCACUAAGCGGCCCAAGUCCAAGGAUGGAGAACCUAUGGUCUACAGACUGAAGGACUGGCCGUCUGGAGAGGAGUUCAUGGCCCUCAUGCCCUCAAGGUAUGAUGACUUGAUGAAGAACCUGCCCCUGCCAGAGUACUCGGAUCCAGAGGGCAACCUCAACCUGGCCUCCCACCUGCCAUCUUUCUUUGUCAGGCCAGAUCUGGGGCCGAGACUCUGCUGUGCCUACGGUGUAGCUGCUUCUCAGGACCAGGACUUUGGGACUGCCAACCUCCAUGUGGAAGUCUCCGAUGUCGUCUCUGUGCUGGUCUAUGUAGGAGUAGCCAAAGGCAAUGGAGUCCUGUCCAAAACUGGAGUGUUGAAGCGCCUGGAGGAGGAGGAUCUAGAUGAGGGCGUUCGAAGAAGGCUCAAAGACUCCAGUGAGACCCCCGGGGCUCUGUGGCACAUCUACCUCAACAAAGACAUGGACCAAGUCCGAGAGUUCCUGCACAAGGAGCAGGGAUUGGACGUGUCGCUGGACCAGGACCCAAUCAGAGAGCAGGGCUUGUACCUGAGCAGGAAGCAGCGUCAGCGGCUGCUGGAUGAACACGGAGUCCAGGGCUGGACUGUAGUUCAAUUCCUGGGAGACUCUGUACUUAUCCCAGCAGGGGCCAUGCACCAGGUCCAGAACCUCCACAGCUGUGUCCAGGUCAUCAAUGACUUUGUGUCUCCCGAGCACGUGGCCAACUCCAUCCACCUGACCCAGGAGCUCCGGCCCAAUAAAGAGGAGGUCAACUACGAGGAUAAACUACAGGUGAAGAACAUUCUGUACCACUGUGUGAAGGAGGUGGUGAGCUCCCUGAAGAGGGCCAGCGAUGAGGAAGACGAUGAGGAAGAGAACUCAUGACCCCCUCAGCAUGGUCCUCACCUUCCAGGGAGGGACACGACUCCCAUCAGCACCGAGGACUGUGCCACGUGACCGGGUCAGAGCCGUUCAUGUGACCCAGAAGAGCUGCAUCACACAGCCAGGUGGCCAGUGAGAGGCCGGCCCACCUCUAUCAUCCCCCCGAACCUUCAGUGCCAAAAGGAGACAAAGACAAGACCAGAGGGGCCACUGGACUGACAGGGAUUAAACCUCAACUACCACACCUCUUUGUUGUUUCAUAGACUCAGAACACAAGGAGGACAGAGGCAUUCUGGGAAACAGAGGACAACGUGAAGGUUGGGAGCCUUAUGAAGCCACUACGCUGGAGUGAAACAGCUCUACAAGCCCCCACUGACGCAAAACUCUUUAGUGUGACUGAUGGUGCAUCCUGUGAAGAUCCAGUUUCCAUGGAGACUGCCCUGUAAGCUGAAGUUGACAGGUUGGAUGGCAGCAGCAGUGCUGAUGGAGACCCUGAGCCCCCUGCUGCUCUCUCACUCGGAUCUCUGUGGAUUAUAAAGGCCAGGAAGGUUUAAUCCCUGUCUGUAGCAGCAGCCAACGCGUCUUGGACAGAAGAUUUCGCUGAUUACAUCAACAUCACCAGCAGCAAGCAGCAUUAGGAUCCAAACUGUCAUCUCUGCUGUUUUAAAGAAAUCUCGAAGAAAAAAACAAAAGAUUUGAGGGAGAAAAAAAACGCAACGAGAAAUCUCAGAAG
This is a messenger RNA of Perca fluviatilis (European perch), 9710 nucleotides long. It is a transcript of the gene jmjd1cb, whose product is annotated as jumonji domain containing 1Cb. Gene Ontology annotation, cellular component: chromatin; histone deacetylase complex. Gene Ontology annotation, molecular function: transcription coregulator activity; chromatin DNA binding; histone H3K9 demethylase activity. The transcript has 31 exons. The record is from RefSeq and is a predicted model, not a curated record. Gene Ontology annotation, biological process: regulation of transcription by RNA polymerase II. Bases 230 to 8980 code for a protein of 2916 amino acids. Lineage: Eukaryota; Metazoa; Chordata; Actinopteri; Perciformes; Percidae.